Messenger RNA from Suncus etruscus (white-toothed pygmy shrew), 4637 nucleotides. RefSeq names its product CASK interacting protein 1 (gene CASKIN1). Bases 140 to 4492 code for a protein of 1450 amino acids. The record is from RefSeq and is a predicted model, not a curated record. Lineage: Eukaryota; Metazoa; Chordata; Mammalia; Eulipotyphla; Soricidae. Gene Ontology annotation, molecular function: protein binding. The transcript is spliced from 20 exons.
GCGCCGGGAGCCCGAGCCCAGCCGAGCCCGAGGACGGCGCGGGGCGGCGGGCGGCUGGAAGAUGCGGCCGGGGCCGCGGGGCCGCCGCCGCUGAGCCCGGAGCAGCCGCCGCAUCGCCGCGUCGCAUCGGCGCCGCGCCAUGGGGAAGGAGCAGGAGCUGGUGCAGGCGGUGAAGGCGGAGGACGUGGGCACCGCGCAGAGGCUGCUGCAGAGGCCGCGGCCCGGGAAGGCCAAGCUCUUGGGCUCCACUAAGAAGAUCAACAUCAACUUCCAGGAUCCAGAUGGCUUCUCUGCCCUCCACCACGCUGCCCUGAAUGGCAACACGGAGCUGAUCGCCCUGCUGCUGGAGGCCCAGGCUGCUGUGGACAUCAAGGACAACAAAGGUAUGCGGCCCCUGCAUUACGCGGCCUGGCAGGGCCGGAAGGAGCCCAUGAAGCUGGUCCUGAAGGCGGGCUCGGCUGUCAACGUCCCCUCAGAUGAGGGUCACAUCCCCCUGCACCUGGCGGCCCAGCAUGGCCACUAUGAUGUGUCCGAGAUGCUGCUGCAGCACCAGUCCAACCCUUGCAUGGUGGACAACUCGGGCAAAACGCCGCUCGACCUGGCCUGUGAGUUCGGCCGCGUCGGGGUGGUGCAGUUGCUUCUUAGCAGCAACAUGUGUGCGGCCCUGUUGGAGCCCCGGCCUGGGGACACCACGGACCCCAACGGCACCAGCCCCCUACACCUGGCAGCCAAGAACGGCCACAUCGACAUCAUCAGACUCCUCCUCCAAGCCGGCAUCGACAUCAACCGCCAGACCAAGGCGGGCACGGCCCUGCACGAGGCUGCGCUGUGUGGCAAGACCGAGGUGGUGCGGCUGCUGCUGGAUAGUGGCAUCAACGCCCACGUGCGGAACACGUACAGCCAGACGGCGCUGGACAUCGUGCACCAGUUCACCACCUCGCAGGCCAGCAAGGAAAUCAAGCAGCUGCUGCGAGAGGCCUCAGCAGCUCUGCAGGUGCGGGCGACCAAGGAUUAUUGCAACAACUACGACCUGACCAGCCUCAAUGUGAAGGCCGGGGACAUCAUCACAGUCCUGGAGCAGCACCCAGAUGGCCGCUGGAAGGGUUGCAUCCACGACAGCCGGACAGGCAACGACCGUGUCGGCUACUUCCCAGCCUCCCUGGCUGAGGCCCUGCUGAAGCCAGCAGGUUCCCGAGCAGGGGCUGAGCCCAGUGCACCCCAGGGAGGCAGCUCGGCGGGACCCUCGGCACCCCCAGAGGAGAUCUGGGUGCUGAGGAAGCCUUUCGCAGGUGGGGAACGCAGUGGCAGCCUGAGCAGUGGGGCCGGGGGCCGGAGUGGCGGGGGCCAUGCCCUGCAUGCAGGUGCUGAAGGGGUCAAGCUCCUGGCCACUGUGCUCUCCCAGAAGUCUGUCUCGGACUCCAGUCCGGGGGACAGCCCUGUCAAGCCCCCUGAGGGCUCCGCAGGUGCCGUCCGAUCGCAGCCUGUGGCGGCUCGUACUGGGCCGGUCUAUGCGGAACAGUUGCCCAAGAAGCUGGAGCCUGCAUCAGAGGGCAAGAGUGCAGAGGCCGUCAGCCAGUGGCUCGCCACCUUCCAGCUGCAGCUCUAUGCCCCCAACUUUGUGGGUGCAGGCUACGACCUGCCCACUAUCAGCCGCAUGACCCCCGAGGACCUCACUGCCAUUGGGGUCACCAAGCCGGGUCACCGGAAGAAGAUCACAGCUGAGAUCAGCAGCCUGAGCGUGCCCGACUGGCUGCCGGAGCACAAACCCGCUAAUCUGGCCGUGUGGCUGUCCAUGAUCGGCCUGGCCCAGUACUACAAGGUGCUGGUGGAGAAUGGCUACGAGAACAUCGACUUCAUCACUGACAUCACCUGGGAAGACCUGCAGGAGAUUGGCAUCACCAAGCUGGGACACCAGAAGAAGCUGAUGCUGGCUGUGCGGAAGCUCGCAGAACUGCAGAAGGCCGAGUACGCCAAGUACGAGGGGGGUCCCCUUCGUCGAAAGGAAGCCCAGGCCCUGGACGUGAUGGCCAUCGAGUCCCCAACGCUGCCUGAGCCUGCCCCGGCCGACUGCCAGUCUCCCAAGAUGACCACAUUUCAGGACAGCGAGCUCAGUGGCGAGCUACAGGCCGCCCUGACUGGCCCAGCCGAGGGUGCUACCGCUGCUGCUGCCUCUGAGAAACCCCCCAACCACCUGCCAACCACCCCCAGGGCCGUAGCGCGCCCGGAGCCCAGCCUGGGGGGGCGGGCCCGGCAUAUGAGCAGCUCCCAGGAGCUUCUGGGUGAUGGGCAGGCUGGGCCUGGCAGCCCCCUGUCCCGUAGCCAGGAGUACCUGCUAGAUGAGGGGCCGGCCCCAGGCACCCCACCCAAAGAUUCCCGGCCCAGCCGCCACGGCCACAGCAUGAAGCGGGCCAGCGUGCCCCCGGUGCCUGGCAAGCCCCGGCCCGUCCUCCCACCGGCUGCCAGCCACUUUACGCCCCCCCAGACGCCCACGAAGACGAGGCCUGGCUCCCCCCAGGCCCUGGGUGCACCUCAUGGUCCAACGCCAGCCACAGCCAAGGUGAAGCCGACGCCCCAGCUGCGGCCCCCCUCUGAGCGGCCCAUGUCACCACGCUCACUGCCGCAGUCACCCACACACCGGGGCUUUGCCUAUGUGCUGCCCCAGCCUGUGGAAGGCGAGGUGGCGCCGCCCACACCAGUGCCCACCCCAACACCGAUGCCCGCACCCGUGCCCAUGCUGUGCCUGCCCCCGGACGCCGAUGCCGAGCCAGGGCGCCCCAAGAAGCGCGCACACAGCCUGAACCGCUAUGCUGCGUCCGACAGCGAACCCGAGCGCGAUGAGCUGCUGGUACCCGCUGCUGCGGGGCCCUAUGCCACGGUUCAGCGGCGCGUGGGUCGCAGCCACUCGGUGCGUGCACCCGCGGCCGCCGACAAGAAUGUCAACCGCAGUCAGUCAUUUGCGGUGCGGCCACGCAAGAAGGGCCCGCCGCCACCUCCGCCCAAGCGCUCCAGCUCGGCCAUGGCCAGUGCAGAUAUGUCAGAUGAGCCGGCGCCUGAGACCGAGACCGAAGGGGCCGGGCCCGGGCCUGAAGAUGGCCGGCUGGGGGUGCGGGCCCAGCGCCGCAGGGCCAGCGACCUGGCGGGCAGCGUGGACACGGGCAGCGCCGGAAGUGUGAAGAGCAUCGCGGCCAUGCUGGAGCUCUCAUCCAUCGGGGGUGGGGUCCGCGCUGCCCGCCGGCCCCCCGAGGGCCUCCCCACGUCGCGGCCGGACAGCCCAGACCCGGGCCGGGUGGCCACCGUGCUAGCCUCAGUGAAGCACAAGGAGGCCAUCGGGCCGGACGGCGAGGUGGUCAGCCGGCGUCGCACGCUCAGCGGACCAGUCACCGGACUCCUAGCCACUGCCCGCCGGGGUCCCGGGGAACCGGCAGCGCCCCUGGAUCAUGGUCACUUUGGGGAGGAUGGUUCUGGUCGGCAGCGGCCUCGCGGCCUGGUCAAGGGGGAGGCAGGCGUAGAAGGCCCUCCCUUGGCCAGGGUGGAAGCUAGCGCCACGCUCAAGAGGCGCAUCCGGGCCAAGCAGAGCCAGCAGGAGAACGUCAAGUUCAUCUUGACCGAAUCUGACACGGUCAAACGUAGGCCCAAGGCCAAGGAUCGGGAGGCCGGGGCAGAGCCGUCUCCGCCGCUGUCCGUCUACCAGGACGGCGCUGGCACUGUGCGCCGCAGGCUGGCGUCGGACCAGGCGCCCCCGGACUUGCUGCCGCCGCCGCCCGCAGAGCCCCCUCCUGCUGACCUGAUGCCGCUGGCCCCGCUGCCCACGCCGCCGGAGGGCGACGGCCGGAAGGCCACCAAGCCGCCCGUCUCUCCCAAGCCUGUCCUGGCUCAGCAGGUGCCCAAGGGCCAGGGCUCACCUGCACCUUCCUCCAAGAAGGUGCCGCUGCCUGGCCCGGGGAGCCCAGAGGUGAAGCGCGCCCACGGCACGCCGCCACCCGUGUCGCCCAAGCCGCCGCCGCCGCCCACCGCGCCCAAGCCGCCCAAGGCCGCCGCCGCCGUCGUCGCCACCGCCACCGCCACGGCCGGACUGCCGCCGGGCAGCGCAGGCCCGUCGCCCGCGCCCUCGCCCGCGCGCCAGCCGCCCGCCGCCCUCGCCAAGGCGGCCAGCACGCCGCCGUCGCUGAGCGCCAGCCCCGCCAAGCCGCCGUCCCCGGGCACGCCGGCGCUGCAUGUGCCCGCCAAGCCCCCGCGCGCCGCCGCCGCCGUCGCGGGCUCCCCCGCCGCGCCCGAAGGCGCCUCCCCCGGGGACAGCGUGCGGCAGAAGCUGGAGGAGACGAGCGCCUGCCUGGCGGCCGCGCUGCAGGCCGUGGAGGAGAAGAUCCGGCUGGAGGACGCGCAGGGCCCGCGCCCCGCCGCCCCCGAGGAGAAGAGCGCGAGCAGCAUCCUGGACGACAUCGGCAGCAUGUUCGACGACCUGGCCGACCAACUGGACGCCAUGCUGGAGUGAGCGGUCCCUCCCGCCCCGAUGCCAGCUGCCCGUGCCCGCCGCGGCCCCCGCACACACUGGCCUUUACCUCAGGACCGGCCCCUCCAGGCGUGGCGGAGAAGGCCGGGGUUUGGAGGGGGGGGGUCCGCGGAUGGAUGCGGCACAA